GGGAAUCACAGGGAGAAGGAGAGAGGUAGAUAGAAGGGGAUUAAAGCCUAUUUAGGGAGAUCUAGGACCUCAAAAAAGACAGGGAGAGUUCAGACCUGACCACACAGUAGACAGACAGAUAGAGCAGCUGAGCAAUGUUGGUGAUAAGCGAGUUUUUAGUAGCGCUGGUCAUCUCUCUCUUUGUUGUGCAAUUUCUGAAACUGAAGUGGGCAUGUAGCCGGCUUCCUCCUGGACCAACUCCCCUUCCCGUCAUCGGCACCAUGUUGCAGAUGGAUUUCAAACGCCAGCACGAGACUCUCAUUAAGUUGGCACAGAUUUACGGGAACAUCUUCACCUUGUGGAUUGGACAUAUUCCUGUCAUCAUACUGAAUGGAUUCCCAUCUGUGAAGGAUGGCCUGACUAGCCACUCUGAAGCCAUCUCUGGCCGCCCAGCAACCCCUUUCUUUCAGAAAACGGCCGGAGGAAAGGGUAUUAUUUUCACAAGUGGUCACACCUGGAAGCAGCAGAGACGCUUCGGGCUGAUGACCCUGCGGAACCUGGGGCUGGGCAAGAAAGGCCUGGAGCACCGAAUCCAAGAGGAGGCCCGUCACCUGGUGGAGUACUUUAUGAAUGAGAGAGGAGAUCCCUUGGAUCCUUCUUUCCCCAUCGUCCAUUCGGUCUCAAACGUGAUUGCGGCGGUGGUGUUUGGACAUCGCUUUUCCAUUGAGGACAAAAAUUUCCACCAGCUGAUUGAAAACAAUGAUUACUUGGUCCAACAUGGGAACAGCAUCAUCGAGCUACUGUAUGAUGUUUUCCCCUGGCUCAUGGAUCAUCUCCCAGGUACUCACCAGAAGGUAUUCUAUUGCCAAGAAUUUGUCCAGUCUUUUGCAAGGAAGGAGAUCAGGAGCCACCAAGAGAGUGGGUCACCUGACGAACCACAGGAUUUCAUUGAUUUCUACCUGGCUCAGAUAGACAAAAGCAAAGCUGACCCUGAUUCGACCUUUGAUGAAGACAACCUGGUCCAGACUGUUUUCGACCUUUUCUUGGCAGGGACAGAAACCACAACCACCACCCUACGCUGGGCAGUGCUUUAUAUGGUGACUUACCCAGAUGUCCAAGAGAAAGUCCAGAAGGAGCUGGACGCUGAGCUGGGUCCCUCCCAAUUAAUCUGCUACGAGGAUCGGAAGAACCUGCCCUACACCAAUGCCGUGAUUCAUGAGAUCCAGCGCUACAGCAACGUCGUUGCAGUCGGAGUUCCUAGAACAUGUGUAAAAGACACAAUGCUGCAGGGCUUUCCCAUUGAGAAGGGCACCAUUAUUCUCCCAAAUUUAACCUCUGCCUUGCUUGACCCUGAGCAAUGGGAGACACCUCGACAGUUCAACCCAAAUCACUUCCUGGAUCAGGAUGGAAAUUUUGUGACCAAAGAAGCUUUCUUGCCAUUCUCAGCAGGGCCCCGUGUGUGUUUGGGGGAGCAGCUGGCAAGGACUGAGCUCUUCAUCUUCUUCACCAACCUGCUGCGGGCGUUCACCUUCAGGCUACCGGAGGGAGUGAAGGAAAUCAACACCGAGCCCAUGCUAGGGGGUUUAUUGCAGCCUCAUCCCUAUAAGAUCUGUGCUGUUCCUCGCUAGGCUGCAGCACCCCACAAAGCACGGGAGGAGCCAGUAGGCAGGCAUGUGUGCCUUUGUGGAUUUCCACCUUUCACCUCUUCCCCUCUUUCUACUUCCAGCUUUGACGACGGUGUCAGCUCAGGCCAGUGAAGUCAAUUUCUCGAUCCGUUAGACCUUGGGAAUUAAACUGCAAACCACUGCCACUUCAUUACUGGUCUGUGCCCAGGCUUUCUCCUUAAUAGAUCGCAGAGAAAGAAAAUGUAAAACAAGGAAUUAGAGUCAGGCUUUAGUUGGGUGGACCAGGAAUGUGUUAGAUCAUAGAAUCAUAGAAUAUCAAGGUUGGAAGGGACCUCAGGAGGUCAUCUAGUCCAACCCCCUGCUCAGAACAGGACCAAUUCCCAACUAAACUAAAUCAUCCCAGCCAGGGCUUUGUCAAGCCGGGCCUUAAAAACCUCCAAGGAAGGAGAUUCCACCACCUCCCUAGAUGUGUUACAUUGAAGGUGGAGUCGUGGCAGCAGCAGAGAGAGAGGAGGGGAGAGGAGGAACAUAUUACCUGUCUGUUACCAGGUUUAGCUUUAUUCAGCAAGUUCUUAUCCACAGCUCUAAGCUCUGCCACUGGCUGUGACAUCCGAUCUGCUGCCCUGUUUGUGUCUUAUGCAAUGAACACACACAACUGAGAGGUUUCAGAGUAGCAGCCGUGUUAGUCUGUAUCCACAAAAAGAACAGGAGUUCUUGUGGCACCUUAGAGACUAACACAUUUAUUUGAGCAUAAGCUUUCGUGGGCUACAGCCCACUUCUUCGGAUGCAUAGAAUGGAACAUACAGUGAGGAGAUAUAUAUACACAACUGAGAGUCAUCUCCAAACUGGUAACGCUACCACCGAACACCUUUCCCUCUCUCCACUGUUCGUUAUGUACAUGAAUUCUAAUGAAAGGCAGAUUGUUGCUUAUCGGGACUGCAAGCAAUUUUCCGAAUAUGCCUUUGAAUUUUUCAUGAAUCUGCUUUAGUUGGUUUUUGCACCUUUUGGUGGUUGCUUUUCACAGAUGAUGUAGCGAAUAAGUUGACUGGCAAGAAUGACAAAGCAGUUAGUUUUAGAUACGUGUUGCAGAAUAUCCACUGAGAGUGAAUUUCACAUUCAUAAUCAAAGGUAUUAGCACCUGAAACCUGAUCCGAAAAGUGAAUUCUUACUGAAUCAGUGAUCCGAGACGUACCAUGUAACCUAUUGUCUCCUGAAGUCAGGCAGGACUCUAGUGCUGCUGUAUGUGUCCCUCACACUCUCGCCAGGGCAAGAAGCCUCCUAGGAUUCAGCGCUUCCUGGGUCUGACCUCAGUGCAUUCAGCACCCUUGUUCGCACUGUGAGCUUCCUGCAGUGAGCCAAAACUUCAAAACCAGACUCCAACGAGAAACUGCAGAAUUGGAAUUAAUUUGCAAACUGGACACCAUUAAAUUAGGCUUGAAUAAAGACUGAGAGUGGAUGGGUCAUUACACAAAGUAAAAACUAUUUCCCCAUGCUAUUUUUUCCCCUACUGUUACUCACACCUUCUUGUCAACUGUUGGAAAUGGGCCAUCCUGAUUAUCACUACAAAAGUUUUUUUCUCCUGCUGAUAAUAGCCCACCUUAAUUGAUUACUCUUGUUAUAGUUGGUAUGGCAACACCCAUUUUUUCAUGUUCUCUGUGUAUAUAUAGCUUCCUACUGUAUGUUCCACUGCAUGCAUCCGAUGAAUUGGGUUUUAGCCCAUGAAAGCUUAUGCCCAAAUACAUUUGUUAGUGUGUAAGGUG
This is a messenger RNA of Malaclemys terrapin pileata, 3364 nucleotides long. Its product is annotated as cytochrome P450 2J6-like. Gene Ontology annotation, cellular component: intracellular membrane-bounded organelle; cytoplasm. NCBI's taxonomy places the organism in Eukaryota, Metazoa, Chordata, Testudines, Emydidae. Bases 135 to 1607 code for a protein of 490 amino acids. The transcript has 9 exons. Gene Ontology annotation, molecular function: heme binding; iron ion binding; oxidoreductase activity, acting on paired donors, with incorporation or reduction of molecular oxygen, reduced flavin or flavoprotein as one donor, and incorporation of one atom of oxygen. The record is from RefSeq and is a predicted model, not a curated record. Gene Ontology annotation, biological process: xenobiotic metabolic process; arachidonate metabolic process.